UUAUGGUUGGUAUGGGUCAAAAAGAUUCCUAUGUGGGUGAUGAAGCUCAGAGCAAAAGAGGUAUCCUUACUUUGAAAUAUCCCAUUGAACAUGGCAUCAUCACCAACUGGGAUGAUAUGGAAAAGAUCUGGCACCACACUUUCUACAAUGAACUCCGUGUGGCCCCUGAGGAACACCCCACAUUGCUAACAGAAGCACCCUUGAAUCCUAAAGCCAAUCGUGAAAAGAUGACUCAGAUAAUGUUUGAGACCUUCAACGUACCUGCUAUGUACGUGGCGAUCCAGGCUGUCCUGUCCCUGUAUGCCUCUGGUCGUACAACAGGUAUUGUUCUUGAUUCUGGCGAUGGCGUCACCCAUAAUGUACCUAUUUAUGAAGGUUAUGCUUUGCCUCAUGCUAUCAUGCGUCUGGAUCUGGCUGGCAGGGAUCUGACUGACUACCUUAUGAAGAUCCUCACAGAGCGUGGUUAUUCCUUUGUGACAACAGCUGAACGUGAGAUUGUUCGUGAUAUCAAAGAGAAAUUGUGCUAUGUUGCACUGGACUUUGAGAAUGAAAUGGCCACUGCUGCCUCUUCCUCCUCUCUGGAAAAGAGCUAUGAAUUGCCUGAUGGUCAGGUAAUCACAAUCGGGAACGAACGUUUCCGCUGCCCGGAAACCUUAUUCCAGCCAUCCUUUAUUGGUAUGGAAUCUGCUGGUAUUCAUGAAACUACUUACAACAGUAUCAUGAAAUGUGAUAUUGAUAUUCGUAAGGACCUGUAUGCUAACAACGUCCUCUCGGGUGGUACGACGAUGUACCCUGGCAUUGCUGAUCGCAUGCAGAAAGAAAUAACUGCACUUGCUCCUAGCACUAUGAAGAUCAAGAUCAUUGCCCCACCUGAGCGAAAGUACUCUGUCUGGAUUGGUGGCUCCAUUCUGGCAUCUCUGUCCACCUUCCAGCAAAUGUGGAUCAGUAAACAGGAGUAUGAUGAAGCUGGUCCAUCCAUUGUCCACCGCAAGUGCUUCUAAGCACUUUUCCCCUCAAUUUACUUCCCACUCAGGAUGACGACAAUAUGCUUCUUGGAGUCUUCUGGCAACCCUUCCUGAACUCUUCAGUCAUUGUACAGUUUGUUUACACACCCGUGCAAUUUAUUUGUGCUUCUAAUAUUUAUUGCUUUAUAAAUAAACAAGAUCUGGGACUUGCAACCUACAAA
This is a messenger RNA of Merops nubicus (carmine bee-eater), 1186 nucleotides long. Its product is annotated as actin, alpha cardiac muscle 1. The transcript is spliced from 5 exons. Gene Ontology annotation, molecular function: myosin binding. The record is from RefSeq and is a predicted model, not a curated record. The coding region runs from base 3 to 1001 and encodes 332 amino acids. Lineage: Eukaryota; Metazoa; Chordata; Aves; Coraciiformes; Meropidae. Gene Ontology annotation, cellular component: sarcomere; actin filament. Gene Ontology annotation, biological process: heart contraction; actin-myosin filament sliding; actin filament organization.